Oreochromis aureus is the source of this 807-nucleotide messenger RNA. Its product is annotated as sialic acid-binding Ig-like lectin 14. The transcript is spliced from 4 exons. Bases 194 to 793 code for a protein of 199 amino acids. The record is from RefSeq and is a predicted model, not a curated record. NCBI's taxonomy places the organism in Eukaryota, Metazoa, Chordata, Actinopteri, Cichliformes, Cichlidae.
GGGCAGUCAGCUGAGAUCACUGUGGAGAGAAGAGUGAACGAGAAAGACAGGAAAAAGGUUACAAAUCUGGUGGAAGAAAGCAGUCUCAAGAAUACUGUGUUAUUCUUAGUGAACAAAACUAACAGCAGAGGCUGCUCAUCUGCUGGAUAAGUUAUUCUGUGGAGGGAGAGACUGAACGUCUCGAGCAUUGAACAUGUUUGUUCUCAUCUGGUCGGCUCUGUUUGUCUCUGUAAAAGGCAGCAUUGCUGACACAGGUGCCUCAGCCUGGGGACGACAACAACUCUGUAGAGACAAAGGAUACUGUGUUACUCUGAGUAAGAGAAAACUAACAGCAGAGGCUGGACUCUGUGUUGUGAUCCCGUGUUCUUUCACUACUGCUGAUGAGUUUACUCCCAAACAUAUAAUUUGGUACAAAUGUGAUGCAUCUCCAACAAAAUGUAGUGAUGAUGAAAUAAUAUUUCACAGCAACAAAACCACAGACAAAAAAGUUCAGUCUGGGUUUGAAGGACGAGUGUCACGUUUGGAGCCUGAUGUGAGUCAGAAAAACUGCAGCAUCAUCAUUAAUGAUCUCAAAGAGUCUGAUUCUGGAUUUUAUCAGCUCAGAGUUACUGGUGUACGGAAUGGACAACAAGAUGGAUUCACAUUCAUUCCAAGAGUAACUGUCUCUGUUAAAGGUCUUAAUCAGAAGCCCACAGUAAUGAUUCCCACACUGACAGAGGGACAACAGGCCACACUGACCUGCACUGCUCCUGGUCUCUGCUCUGGAUCUGUUCCUGAAAUCACCUGGACAUAGAGAGGAGCAGGAGG